This is a messenger RNA of Cyprinus carpio (common carp), 1599 nucleotides long. Its product is annotated as GDP-mannose 4,6 dehydratase. The record is from RefSeq and is a predicted model, not a curated record. Gene Ontology annotation, biological process: GDP-mannose metabolic process. NCBI's taxonomy places the organism in Eukaryota, Metazoa, Chordata, Actinopteri, Cypriniformes, Cyprinidae. The transcript has 11 exons. Bases 108 to 1148 code for a protein of 346 amino acids. Gene Ontology annotation, molecular function: GDP-mannose 4,6-dehydratase activity.
AAAAUAGCUGGAGAUUUCGGAUGUGUUGCAUCUGUUCGUGACAAACGAUCGUGCACAGUGGAUCCAGACCCCACAGACACACUCCGAACUGAAACCAGCUCCAGAAAAUGGCUCAGUGUGCAGCAGCGGCGGCGACUAGUGGCGAUGUGAACGGAGACGGCAAGACGAAGAGGAAAGUGGCCAUCAUUACAGGCAUAACCGGACAGGAUGGGUCCUACCUGGCUGAGUUUCUGCUGGCUAAAGGUAUGAGGAGAGUGAUACUUGUCUUUUGUAAUGUUCUAACCGUGACGCGACUGAAUACGGAGAUCGACCUUGGAAAUGCUGCACAUGACGACAUUACAAUACCAUAUCCUACGGUUCAGUGUGUUUGGCAGAUCUCUUUUGACCUGGCUGAGUACACCGCAGAUGUUGACGGGGUGGGGACCCUACGGCUGCUGGAUGCAGUGAAGACCUGCGGUUUAACUGACACCGUCCGCUUCUACCAGGCCUCCACCAGCGAGCUCUACGGGAAAGUACAGGAAAUUCCCCAGAAGGAGACCACACCAUUUUACCCACGAUCUCCUUAUGGUGCUGCUAAACUCUAUGCAUACUGGAUAGUGGUAAACUUCAGGGAAGCCUAUAACCUCUUUGCUGUGAAUGGGAUCUUGUUCAAUCAUGAGAGUCCUAGAAGAGGUUCAAAUUUUGUAACUAGGAAGAUCAGUCGCUCUGUGGCGAAGAUCCAUCUUGGGCAGUUGCAGUGCUUCAGUCUGGGCAAUCUGGACUCCAAGAGAGACUGGGGCCAUGCCAAAGAUUAUGUGGAGGCGAUGUGGCUGAUGUUGCAGCAGGAGGAGCCUAUCGAUUUUGUCAUUGCGACGGGGGAAGUGCACAGUGUACGGGAGUUCGUGGAGAAGGCCUUCAAACACGUGGGCAAAACUAUUGUGUGGGAGGGGAAGAAUGAGGAGGAGGUGGGCCGAUGUCAGGAGACGGGAGAGAUUCAUGUGAAGGUGGAUCCGAAGUACUAUCGGCCAACUGAAGUGGACUUCUUACAGGGAGACAGUUCCAAAGCCUUGAAGAUCAUCGGCUGGAAACCACGUGUGACGUUCGAGGAGCUUGUUAAAGAAAUGGUGGACGCGGACAUCGAGCUCAUGCGGAACAACCCGAAUGCCUGAGCCCCCACGCCUUCAUCUCCACGCAUGCCAAAGAGGAGGUUGUCAUGUGUUUGUGUGUUUGAUCACUGGAAGAAGCAUUCAGCUGCAUUUCUGUUCCUCCGUCUGUCAUUUUCUCUGCUGCUUUAGCUUUCUGAUCUCAGUUUCACUGUGUUUUGAGGGUCCCCGCUGUUGCCUUUCUCUGUUCCUUAAUACCGUCAUAUUUAAGAUUGUGUAUGGAUUUUUAGUUCGUCUUCUGUCUAAAUGAUUUUUAUCCAUUUUUAUAAAGCCGUUUUUAUUCAUAAUCAUGAAAAAAUGUAUAAAUAAGGGAUUAAAGGGUUUGUAGAGCUUUUUAAAGCUGUUUGCUGUUUUAUUCAUGUGAUUUCUUAAACUGAAGUGAUGACAUUAUUUGGUUGGAUCUUCAAAAAUUGUUUCCUGAUUAUUUAAAAUGCAAAUACAAACUGAAAUUUUAAAA